Molecule: messenger RNA, 2413 nt
Organism: Alligator sinensis (Chinese alligator)
Lineage: Eukaryota; Metazoa; Chordata; Crocodylia; Alligatoridae
Product: testis-specific serine/threonine-protein kinase 5-like
Exons: 2
Coding region: 1451-1984 (177 amino acids)
Source: RefSeq, a predicted model, not a curated record
UCAUUUGCAUACAUUUGCAUGAGACACCUUUAGGCUCCGCCCAGCGGGAGGGCCUGGCCCCCCCUCCCCGGUCGAGCACCGCGGCACCCCGGGCACGGCCGGACGGGGCGGGAGCGCUGCGCCGCCGCCUGGUUUUCCAUAAAGGAAAUCAAUUUAUUAUUGAUUAGUAAUUAGGAAACCGGCUCCUAAUCGUCACCCGAGGGAGGCGAGCGGGGUGGGGCGCGGGGCCUGCGUCUCCCGUCCCAGCGUCCCGGGAACAGCCGGGCCGGCUGCACGUCACAAGCACGUGCUCAGUAGUGCUGCAAAGGCAGGCAAUGUAUGCUAAUUGCAUGCUAAUGCAUGCACCCCGGUUCCUGCGCACACGUGGGGGGCCCUGCUGGCUUGGGCCCAGCGCAAAAGCCUGUUAUUGCAAAUCCGUGUGCAAAGGCUGGUGCAAAGGCACGCCACUGCUCGUUAAUUCAGUGCUAAUGUACGCAAGGAAGAAGCAGGCAGGAGCCUUCAGGGCCGGGGGGUCGGAGCCCACGAUCCUCCCCAGAAGCAGGCGCCUGGGAAGAGCCGGGUGCCCGCUCCGACCACGGCCGCCCCGGGCUUGCACCGCGCGGACGCGUCCGUCCGGGGGCUGCACCCGGCUCCCUGCAGCCGGAGAAAGGGAGAAGAGGCGCCAUGGAGCGGCGGUGGAAGCAAACCCACGUGUACAAUGGUGCGUCUCCGCCCUGCGAGUCUCCAGCCCCAUGCACUGGUGCCAGGGGGAGGGUUGCUCUUUCGGAGCUCGCCAUGGGGCAAGACCGGCCGUGGGGACCCCGAGCCCCGGCCAUGGCUUGUCCAGGGGGAACCCCAGAUCCAGCGGAGCCGCGCCGCCUGCUAGGGAAGCCUGAACCCCCUCCAGCUUCAGGGCAGGGGCUGGGUGGGAGAACAACGCCCUCCUCUCCGGGGUGCUGCGAGGCGGAGAACCCCCCUGGGGCAGCGAGUCCGUCCCGAUGGCCUGAAGCACCAGCCGCAGCGCACAGAUGGAGGGCACCGGGCUUCCCGCAGCCGUGCCCCCAAUUCGGGCGGGGAGACAGACCAGCCCCACCUUCGUGCCUCAGGGGAAACCGAGGCAGCAGGAUGAGCUGUGGAGGACACGUGCGCCGAAGGUGACUCCCAGCCCGGCACAGACGGGCAGCGCAAUCGCGGGCCCCGGACCCUGCUCGGCUCGGCGCCGGGUUCCAGAACGCAGCGGUGGAACGCGCCCGUCACUGCGGAGACUCCUCCGUCCACACAGCAACAAGGGGCCACGGUGCCCCGGGCCCCGCGCCUCGAGAGGAGCACCCGCUGCCGCCUGCUCGCCCCGCCGCGGACCUGAUGUUCGGGCCUGGGCUCUGGUCCUGGUGGGCAUCGCGCUGUCCCCACGGCCGUCCCGGGCCCCGCGCCUGCUGCCUUUCCCUGUGCGUGCGCAGGCGGAUGCGGCGCCAUGAAGAGCUCAUCUAGGCACGAGACGGACAGGAAGACGCUCCUGGAGCAGGCCCGGGAGAGCAAGGAGAACGGCUACCUGCUCUCCGCCAAGAAGAUCGGCGCCGGCGCCUUCUCCAAGGUGUACCUGGCCCACGCGCUGCCCGACAAGGUCCGGCACAACUACAAGCUGGCCGCCGACCUGCGCGGCAAGCGGCACUCCAUGGUCGCCAUCAAGAUCAUCUCCACGGCCAAGGCGCCCCUCGAGUACGCCAGGAAGUUCCUCCCGAGGGAAAUCUACUGCCUCAACGCCACCUACAAGCACGGGAACGUGGUGAGUCCCAGCCCUGCUGCCCUCUGCUUUGGGGGUGGGCCCAGGCUGCACCCCCCAAAGCAUCCCCGUGCCCCUAACCCCACUGCCGCCUGCCCCUAUAGCAGCCCCAGCCGCUGCGGUGCAGCAAUGCUUAACCGGGGCUCUGCGGGGCUUCGAAGGGUGCAGCAAGCACCACGUUAUCGGCGCUCCUUGGCGUGCAAACACCUGCCCGGGCACCGCUGAGCCACGAGCAGCCUCCCAGACUGCAGUGGUGCAAAGGGUAGAGCAAAGUCUGGCAUGGACUAGGGGGCUUAGACACCCAGCUCCCAAGGGCAUGAAGCAUAGAGAUCAGGAGAGCUCAGCCUAGGGGGUUUAGGCCCGUGGCUUGCAGCAACAGGCAGCGGUGCAGAGUGAAAGCCUCAGCUGGCCCUGAGCAGGGUUGGGGGGGGCCCGGAGAGGCCAGGGGCUCCGAGGGAGUCGGGUCUGGGGGGUCGGAGCAAGGGAAGCCCCCCCCCACGGCGGGAGCUGUCCGACACGGCGGUGGCUGCGGCAGAUCCAGCUGUACGAGACGUACCGGACCAGCAAGCGCACCUACCUGGUGCUGGAGCUGGCGGCCCGCGGGGACCUCCUGGAGCACAUCAACGCCACCUCGGACUUCCGGCAGCGCCCAGG